CAAAAGGCAAAAGACUGAAACUUUAUGCUACCAAAUCUGGAAUAGUGAAUAAAGGCGAAUGAGAAGACUGUUGUUUCUUGACAAGGGCCGCCCAUUACCAAAGUUUGGAGAAUGGGAUGUGAAUGAUCCUUCUUCAGCUGAGGGGUUUACUGUUAUCUUCAACAAAGCUAGAAACGAGAAAAAGGGUGGUGGGGUGUCUGAUCUACCAGGGAAAGAUGAACAUGCUGGAUAUAAUAAAAAUGACCACGUUCUUGGGAAGCCCACUAAAAAGUGGUUUUGCUGUGUACAAUCUAGUCGCGCAGAAUAAGUGGCGAGGUCUUAGCCUUGCAAGGUCGUUUUAUCUAUAUCUAAAAGUCAUACUGCGUCAAGAAGACUGAAGCUUGUCUGAGAAGCCAUGAAGUCACUUGUGGAUAACUGGUCGGAGUUGUUUCUGAGUGGUGUGUUUUGGUGAUUCUGGUUUUGGUGCAAGGAUGAUGAAUGUAUUUAGAUAACAACAGUGUCUUUUCUUGGUAUUGGUGUGAUGGAUUUUGUUUGUGUUUUAUCCUUCACUUCUGAGUCAUACACCACUUAAUAUUUAAUUGAUAUCUCUCUU
Brassica oleracea var. oleracea is the source of this 592-nucleotide messenger RNA. RefSeq lists its product as uncharacterized. The transcript is spliced from 3 exons. The record is from RefSeq and is a predicted model, not a curated record. NCBI's taxonomy places the organism in Eukaryota, Viridiplantae, Streptophyta, Magnoliopsida, Brassicales, Brassicaceae. The coding region runs from base 59 to 307 and encodes 82 amino acids.